UCAAAACCAAUUUCUGUUUUCUGUCACAUGGGAGACUUUGGAUGCGGAGAUGGAGGAUGGACACCGAUCAUGAAGAUUAAUGGCAGUAAGCACACCUUCCAUUACUCUUCUCAUUUCUGGGAGGACAGAAAGACCUAUAAAAAUGCUGCUGGCAAGUAUGGAUUCGACUUACAGGAAACAAAGUUACCAACCUACUGGAAAACACCCUUCUCCAAGAUCUGCCUCGGUAUGAAGAUCGGACAACGACUUAGGUUCAUCUUGAUCAACAAGACAGCCGAAUCUUUGUAUUCAUUGAUCGCUGACGGGAAAUAUCGCGCCACCUUACUGGGUCGUGACACGUGGAAGAAGGUGGUUGGUUCGCAAGCCUCUUUGCAGCGAAACUGCAACAAGGAAGGGUUCAAUGCUGUAAGUGACAACCGUGGUUUCUUUAGAGCAAGAAUCGGCAUCAUUGCUAACCAACAGAAUGACUGCUCUACCUGCAACUCCAGAAUCGGGUUUGGUACAGGAGGAGAUAAUUCGUGCGGAAAUGAAGCAACAUUCAACCCUGAUAAUGGAGACAAGCACAUCCGAGCUAUGGGGUACAUCUUAGUGCAGUGA
Molecule: messenger RNA, 597 nt
Organism: Pocillopora verrucosa
Lineage: Eukaryota; Metazoa; Cnidaria; Anthozoa; Scleractinia; Pocilloporidae
Source: RefSeq, a predicted model, not a curated record